Messenger RNA from Paramecium sonneborni, 239 nucleotides. Lineage: Eukaryota; Ciliophora; Oligohymenophorea; Peniculida; Parameciidae. The record is from the annotation of a GenBank genome assembly.
AUGGUUUAUUAUAAAUUAUUGUUUUCUUGUGAGAAUAAAAUGUUGAGGCAAUUUCAACAGGAGGAACAAAUUAUGAGUAUUUAUAUAUUAAUAAUCUUAAAAAAGGUGGCACAUUUCUUUCGUUUGUUCAAGUUGCUAAACAUAAAUAAAUGAAAUAUAUUUUAGAGGUGAUGAUUAAGUAGAUGUAGCUAAUUUUAGAGGAUAAUGCAACUUUUAAAUGAAAUGUAAAACAUUUGCAA